Messenger RNA from Solanum lycopersicum (tomato), 1320 nucleotides. The record is from RefSeq and is a predicted model, not a curated record. NCBI's taxonomy places the organism in Eukaryota, Viridiplantae, Streptophyta, Magnoliopsida, Solanales, Solanaceae.
AUAAAAUAUAUAAAAUAUUCAAAAUGGAUAAGCUUGUGAAGAAGAAAGCUCGUUCCUCAUCCCCUCUUAAAGAAUAAAAACACAAAAGAAGAGCAUAUACCCCAAACAAAACCAACAAAUAUAUACUUCAAGGAGCCUAUUUUUUCUUCCAUCUUUGUAUUCUAUUGCUAGUACAAAAUAAGUGAAGAGAAAUGGAAUUUUCUAUCCUCGUCUUCUGCAUCUCAAUAUUUUUGAUCACUUGGCACUUCAUCAAACUAUUAACUCUCAAUUUUACUAAAUCCACCAACAAGCUACCACCUGGUCCUACUGGAUUUCCAAUAAUCGGCUCACACCUUCAACUCGGCUCAAAACCCAACCAAUCACUAGCCGAGCUAACCAAAAUCCACGGCCCUCUCAUGACUCUAAAACUCGGCUCGAUCACCACCGUUAUAGCUUCCUCCGCAGAAACAGCUAAAGAAAUCCUCCAAAAACACGACAAAACAUUAUCGGCCCGCACGGCCCCCGAUGCGGUCACAUCCCAACCUAAUCCAGAAGCCACGUUGGCAUGGGUUGAGUCCGACAACAUGUGGAGGAACAAGAGAAGAAUAUUGAACACCCAAAUGUUUACGAACCAAAAACUCGAUUCGCUACAACCACUCCGCCAUCAAAAAGGUGAACAACUUGUGUGUCAUAUUCGAAAACUAUGUGAAAAUGACUCAGCUGUGGAUAUAGGACGUGUCGCGUUCGCGACCAUGCUGAAUUUAGUGUCGCGCUCGAUUGAUUUGGUAGAUCCGGAGUCUGACAUGGCUCAAGAGUUUAAGGAUUUGGUUUGGACAAUCAAUGAAUAUGCUGGUAAACCUAAUUUGUCUGAUUAUUUUCCGGUUCUAAAGUGGUUAGAUUUGCAAGGGGUGAGGCGUCGUAUAAGGCCAGCGUGCAUCAGAUAUUUGAUCAACUUAUUGAGAAGAGAGUAGAAGAUAGAGCGUCUAGUCCGAAGAUGAAGGUAGCUGGAGAUUUUUUGGAUGUACUUCUUGAUCAAUGUCAAGAUAAAGAGUCAGGAUUCGAUCGUGAAACUAUCAAGCCAAUUAUCGUCGAUUUAUUUGUUGCGGGAAGUGAUACAUCGGCCAUAACAACAGAAUGGGCAAUGGCAGAACUUCUUCGAAAACCUGAAGAGCUGAACAAAGUAGGACAAGAAAUAAUGGAACAAAUAGGAACAGAAAGGGUUACUCUUACCUCACAAAGCCCAACACGACGUACAAGUGUUGGGCUUUACCGUGCCUAAGGACAGUCAAGUUUUAGUGAAUGUUUGGACUAUUGGAAGAGACCCCAAGUAUUGGGAACAAC